Entrophospora sp. SA101 is the source of this 1002-nucleotide messenger RNA. Lineage: Eukaryota; Fungi; Glomeromycota; Glomeromycetes; Entrophosporales; Entrophosporaceae. The record is from the annotation of a GenBank genome assembly.
AUGUUAAUAUUAGAGAACAUCUCAGGAACAUUGAAAAAAUUAUUAGAUAAGUUUCAAGCACCAAUUCGUUAUGCGUUUGCUUAUGGAAGUGGAAUUUUCCCACAAAAAGGAUAUGAUCCAAAAUCUAAAAAAAUGAUUGAUUUUAUUUUUGGUGUUCGUUAUCCACAACAUUGGCAUUCUUUAAAUUUGAUGCAACAUAGAGAUCAUUAUUCAUUCAUGGGAUCUUUAGGUAGUGGGGCAAUAUCAACAUUACAAGAAAAUUUUGGGCCAGGAGUUUAUUUUAAUCCAUAUGUGAAUGUGGAUGGUAUGUUAAUUAAAUAUGGGGUUGUAUCAAUUGAUAAAUUAUGUAAAGAUUUAUUGGACUGGGAAACAUUAUAUUUAGCAGGAAGGAUGCAUAAACCAAUUAAAAUACUGAGGGAUGAUGCUAGGGUGCAUUUAGCUCAACAAGUAAAUUUAAUAUCUGCAUUACGUACAGCAUUGCUGCUUUUACCAAAGGAUUUUACAGAGGAACAACUUUAUUUGACAAUAGCUUCAUUAUCAUAUAAAGGUGAUUUUCGUCGAUAUUUUGGAGAAAACCCCAACAAAUUAAAAAAUAUUGUUUUAAACCAAAUGCAUGAUUUUAAUUUAUUAUAUAGUGGACUGAUUAAUGGGCUUCCUAAUGUUGAAUUUAUUACUGAUGGAAAACUUCAGCAAGACGAUAGUCCAAAAGCACAAAUUCAAUUAAUAAAGAAACUACCAAGGCUACUAAGCCACAAAAUACAAGAAGAACAUCGAAUGGUUCUAGCAAAACAUGGUCAACAAUGGCCAUCAGAUAUUAAUGAUGUUUAUAAAAGUAUUAUAAACUCUGGAAAUUAUGGAGAAUAUAUUGAAACAAGUUUAAAAGAAAUAGUUUUUAGAUCUGCAAUCACACAGAGUCUUAAAGGAAUAUUAACAGCAGGUCUUAAGAAAAGUGUUAAAUAUUCUUUGAAUAAGAUUGAAAAAUGGAUUAAAAGAUCAAAAUAA